Molecule: messenger RNA, 758 nt
Organism: Anthonomus grandis grandis
Lineage: Eukaryota; Metazoa; Arthropoda; Insecta; Coleoptera; Curculionidae
Exons: 4
Coding region: 85-606 (173 amino acids)
Source: RefSeq, a predicted model, not a curated record
UUUCCUGAUAGUCACAUAUGAAGUCAAAUUGCAAUUUCGGAAAUUUAUGUCAAAACAUUAUUUUUUUCAAAUUUUACAUUUAAAAUGCACCAUGUUAACAAGCUGCAUAAAUCCUUAGAACCUCUUAAAUGGCUUGUGGGCAAGUGGAAAACUAUUAAGGCAGAAAUAAGUCAUCCAACCAAGCCGCAAACGCUAAAAUUUACUGAGCAUAUGGAGUUUUUGUCCUUCGGAGCGCCUCUGUUAGUCUUCAGUUCGAAAAGUAACAGAGUGAAGCAGGGUGGUAAAGCGCGGCAUCUCGAACGAGGAUUUUUGAGUAUAAAUGAUGACCACUACACCGUGGCCUUUGCCACAGUUGCCAGUUUGACUCUCUCUACACUAGAAGAAGGCUAUGUGCAAGACCAGUGCCUUUGUCUGAAAUCUGCCUCCAUAGCGGAAAAGAAAUUCUCCAUGUAUCCCGCUGUAAGGAGAUUACAUAGAUGUUACAGAUUAAAUGAAAAUGGGGAACUUGAAUAUACUCUACUUAUGGAAACGGCAAAGACUGGGUUGUCAAAACAUGCUGACGUAGUAUAUAAGAAGGUUGCUGAGGGAUGUAUAGAAGACUGUUAAACAUUUUUAAGUCAAAUAACUAAAUGAGCUUUCCAAAGCAGAUCAGAAUGAUAGGAAGGCAUGUGUAUCGUCUCUAAUAUCACAAAAGAAGGAAUGUUAAAACUGAUAUUAAAUUUAAAAUAUCUAAUAAAUAAGAAAUAUUUUAAAUUAAA